Messenger RNA from Oppia nitens, 2001 nucleotides. RefSeq names its product cylicin-2-like. Lineage: Eukaryota; Metazoa; Arthropoda; Arachnida; Sarcoptiformes; Oppiidae. The coding region runs from base 96 to 1910 and encodes 604 amino acids. The transcript has 5 exons. The record is from RefSeq and is a predicted model, not a curated record.
UACAGUAUUGUACUAUACAUACAAAUUAGUUAAUUAAAUGUAUGUAUUAUCCACCAAAAAAAAAUUAGUGAACAACAAAAAAUAUAUAUAAAUAAAUGUCACUCCAAGACAUUAGAUGCCGGCAUAGCUGGACUCUGGUAUUAUGUAUUUUUCUAGUGUGCGAACUGUUUAUCCCGAUCUACGGUAAACCAGAUAAUAGUGAAAGUGAACGGGAAAUAGAGUUGGAAUACCAGCACACACCUAAAGUGGAAAAUAGUGAAGGACAAGCGGCAGAUGAUGGCAGUGGAGAUGCAGAUAAAAAUGGAAAAGGAGGCAAAGGCAGUGGUGAUGGUAAAGAUGGCGGCGGAGAUGAUAAAAAAGAUGGUAAAGAUGACAAUAAAAAGGAUGGAAAAGCAGAUAAAGAUGGAGACGGCGACGGAAAGGGUGGUAAAAGAGAUGGAAAAGAUAAAGGAAAGGGAGAUAAACCUAAAAAAAGAAGUUCUGAUAAAAAAGGUGGUUCAGGAGGCCUUAAGAAAAAAGGGGGCAAAAGUGCCAAACUGGGCAAACCAGAUGACGAUGAAGAUGGUGGUGGUGAUGAUAAAAAGGGCGCAAAAAAAGAUGCCGACAGUGAUGGCGAUGACAGCGAUAAAAAAGACAAAAAAGGUAAAGACAAGGGCGGAGGUGAUGACGAUGAAGACAGUGAUAAGAAAGACAAAAAAGGUAAAGAAAAAGGCGGUGAUGAUGAUGAAGAUGGUGGCGAUAAAAAAGAUAAAAAAGGCAAAGACAAAGGUGGUGAUGAUGACGAAGAUGGUGGCGAUAAGAAAGACAAAAAAGGCAAAAAAGGCAAAGACAAAGGCGGUGAUGAUGACGAAGAUGGUGGUGAUAAGAAAGACAAAAAAGGCAAAAAAGGCAAAGACAAAGGCGGUGAUGAUGAUGAAGAUGGUGGCGAUAAAAAAGGCAAAAAAAAUGGCGACGACGAUGACGAUGAAGACAGUGAUAAAAAAGGCAAAAAAGAUAAGAAACCCAAAGCCAAGAGCAAAGGCGGUGACGACGACGAGGAUGAAGACAGUGACAAAAAGGGCAAAAAAGGCAAAAAGAAGGGCGAAGACGAUGAAGAUGAUGGUGACAGCGGUGGUGGCGAUGAAGAAGAUGAUAGCAGCAAAAAGGGUAAAAACGGAAAAGGAAAGAAAAAGAAAGGAGGCGAUGGUUAUGAUGAAGAGGGCAAUCCUAAACUGUAUAAAGCUGGCGGCAAAAUUGGCAAUGUUAUCGGCACCGGGUCACGAAAAAUCAAAAAGGGUACACUGAGUGGACUGGCCAGAGCUCUCGAUGAACGACUCAUGCAAAUCGAUCGGGUCGGCAGUCCAUAUCUUGGUUUGCCGCAGGAUUUGUUCGCACAUUUCCUAUUUUGCGCACAACUGGUCUAUUCUGGUCUCUAUUCGUUUCUCUAUAUAUUGAUUCGUUAUCCAUUAAAAAUUCUGGUCAAAGUGAUGGUCAUAUCAGGAGGUAUGACCCAUAUAUUUACAUAUAUGAAUUGGUGUAUCAAUCCCAUUGAAAUAAUGGGCUUUACCGGUACAAACAUGAGAGUCAAUAUGCAUCUGGAAAGGCUGCACUGGUAUAAAACACAACUUAACAAACGUCUCAUUUGGAUUACCGAUCACGCAAAACAUGAGGACAGACAAAUGUACUGUUGCUGUGCUUUCAACCACUGGAGACAAAAAUCUAUUGAAGAGGUGCCCGAAGCGGCUGUCCAUUUAGCCACUUAUUUCCGGCGGCUAUACGGAAUCGGUGAACUACUUUUCUGUGGCAAAUUUAAGUUGGGAAGCGCCGCCUGUGAGGAGACUGAUUUGUCGCCCACCGAUGAAGCACCGGAUCGUAUCCAUCAUCAGUCAUGGUUGACCCCCCUAUUUGAGUUGUUUGAUACCUUUAUUUAAAUGGCACACCAUAUACACCUAAACAAGCAAUACACACCCAACAAAACAAAAAAUGAUAUCAAUGCCAAUGAGAAGUAAUAAUAAUAUAAUA